GCAACUUCCGUUCUUUGUUCUGUUCUCGGUUGUGUGGGUCUGUGACAGGUUCCAACAGGGCCUGGUCCGUGUCCGGCCCCUAAGUCUUACGUCCCUGUCCCCAGGGUGAGUGGGUCGUCUUCGGGACUCGCGGUGAGGCGGAAGUGUGGUCGCCGGGAAGGGGGUUGGUGUUCACGCCUCUGCGACCCGCGGGGUCCCCGGCCCGGCUCCGCGGGGUUCCCGGGCACUCCUUUCCCCCGCGGCCGCUGCCCAGCUCCGCAAGCCCGGCUCCUCGAGCUCAGCGGGUUCCUUCGUGUCGCGGAUUGGGACUCCGGGUCUGCUCGUGUCCUCCACCGCCAGCCCCAGUGUUUGAAAUUCCCAGCGUCGCUGCAAGAGGUCCCUCUCUUUAAAGCAGCUGAUGACAGCCAGCCUUCCGAACUUGUUCUCCUUCAGAACCUGCUUCCUGCUGCGUCUACACCUGGGAGAGCAGAGACCAGAACAUUUCAUUCUACCUAUGGAAACUCAGGCUGACCUUGCAUCUCAGGAACCUCCACCCCUGCUGGAGAGUGCUCUUUCUUCUUCAGAAGUCCCUUCCUUUCCUGACAAGGACAGUCUGGGGCAUGAGAUGUUGGCUGCUGCACUUCUGAAGGCCAAGUCCCAGGAGUUGGUGACAUUUGAGGAUGUAGCUGUCUACUUCAUCUGGAAAGAGUGGAAACGUUUGGAACCUGCACAGAGGGACCUCUACAGGGAUGUGAUGCUGGAGAAUUAUGGGAAUGUGUUCUCACUGGAUUGUGAAUCUAAAACUGGAAAUGACCAAGUAAUCUCUGAAGGCAUGGGGUCACAUGAGAUGAUGUUGGGACAGUUCCAAACGGAUAUUUCUCAGGGUCUUAAGUUUGGAGAAGCCUAUGAACAAGAAGUCAGUCUGAAGAGACAGCUAGGGAACACUUCUGUUGGAAGACUGAAUAAGAGAAUACAGGAGGUCCACCAAGCGACAGUUGAGGAAAAGCUUACCCAUAUGGGACAAAGAAAUGACAAGUAUAAUGAGUUCGGGAACAGCUUCACUGUGAAUUCCACCCUCAUUUCACACCAGAGGUUUCCCAUGGGACACAGACCCCAUAAGUGUGAUGAAUGUAACAAGAGUUUUAAUCGAACUUCAGACCUUAUUCAACAUCAGAGAAUUCACACUGGGGAAAAGCCCUAUGAAUGUAGUGAAUGUGGAAAGGCCUUCAGCCAGAGCGCACAUCUUAUUCAGCACCAGAGAAUCCACACUGGAGAGAAACCUUAUGAAUGUAAAGAUUGUGGGAAGACCUUCAGUUGUAGCUCUGCUCUCAUUCUGCAUCAGAGGAUCCACACUGGGGAGAAACCUUAUGAAUGUCAUGAAUGUGGAAAAACAUUCAGUUGGAGCUCCACUCUUACUCACCACCAGAGAAUCCAUACUGGGGAGAAGCCCUAUGCUUGCAACGAAUGUGGGAAGGCUUUCAGCCGGAGUUCCACCCUUAUCCAUCAUCAGAGAAUCCAUACUGGAGAAAAACCCUAUGAAUGUAAUGAGUGUGGGAAGGCCUUCAGCCAGAGCUCACACCUCUAUCAGCACCAGAGAAUCCACACUGGAGAGAAGCCCUAUGAAUGUAUGGAAUGUGGGGGGAAGUUUACCUACAGUUCAGGCCUUAUUCAGCAUCAAAGAAUCCACACGGGGGAGAAUCCCUAUGAAUGUAGCGAGUGUGGGAAAGCCUUCAGGUAUAGCUCAGCUCUUGUUCGCCAUCAGAGGAUUCACACUGGAGAGAAGCCUUUGAGUGUCAUGGGUGUGAGCAGAAAUUCCCUCAGGGUUUCUGCUGAAUUAAACGUCAGAGACUCCACAUGAGAGAGCCAUAUCCCAUUUCCCUCACUUCCUGAGUCUAAGGAGCUCUUGCCUUAAUUUAUAAAUAGCACCAAUUUAGGAUGUUUCCCUCCUCAAACCUUUCACUCGGCGUGGGGCAGAUGGGGAAAGAAUCCUGGCACAGUGAUGAGCAGGAUUUCCCAGGAGUGGAUACCAGUCUUGAAAAAUCGUGAGGCAAGUAGAUUAAGCACUGGGAAAGGGAGGAAGCUUGGGGACCAGCCAUCCCCUUUUAAGGAAGGGCUUGCACUGAACCAGUUUUCUCACACCAGAAGAGCCUUUCUUUCUGAGUUGGGGUGGACAUUUAUUAGUAACAGAAUUCCAAGGAUUCCACUAGUUGGGGUCAAUGUGGUGAGCACAGAAGACAGAGGGAAGGAUAUUCUGGGUCAUCUAGAAAGGGAAACAAGCUGUAUCCCCCCCCCCCUUCUUUUUUUGAGAUAGGUCUAGCCCUAGCUUUUCUUGAACUUACUGUGUAGACCAGGCUGGCCUUGUACUCGGCGAGACCUGCCUGCCUUUGCCUCUGAAGUGCUGGGAUUACAGGCGUAUAUACAACCAUGCCAGGCCCCCAGGAGCUGCAUUUCCAACCCACUCUUACUAAUCUAGUUUUGAGAUUGGACAAGGAAUAUGCUGCUUUGGUAUAUGACUUCACGAAUUCAGGAAACUUGAUGUUAAUGGGAUCAUUUUAUUGGGGGUAGGUUGGAGGAAGGACCCCAGCAAGGGUCUGUAGUGACUACCCUUGGAAUUCUUGAAGCAGUGAUAACAUGUUUUCAUGAGCAGUCUGGGGGCUAGAGAAACAGCUCAGAGGUUAAAAGCACUCACUGAGCUUGCAGAGGUCCUGAGUUCAGUUCUCAACAACCACAUGGUGGCUCACAACCAUCUGUAAUGAGAUGUGAUGCCCUCUUCUGGCCUGCAGGCAUGCACGCAGACAGAACACUAUACACAACACUGUAGGCAGACCCCACAUCCUCCCUUGUAAUAGGACUGACUGGAAGGAAUCUCACUGGAGCAGUAACUAACCUGUGGUAGAUCAGAAGCAUUUAAUACUGGCCUGACUCCUGCCCCCUUUCUUCCUAUUCCUGUGGUGAAAGGUAAUCUGAUGUCAACCUCUAGUUAUUAAGGAUGCUGUAGGGAGCUCAUCUACCUAGCUUGUCCUGCCCUCUCACCUCUUAACAUCUGGCCUCAGCAGCUGCACCUCUCCAGAUUCCAUCUGACUUCAGCUACUUGAGAGUACACAAACAGUAAAUUCAGAGGGGCACUGAGGCCCAAGCUUGGUAGCAGGGCACCUUGCUGGGUUCGGGCGGUGCUCUAACCAACAGAUGGCUUCCCAUAUUUCUCCAACCCUGCUCAACCUGUAGCUUAAAAGAAAUGCACCAUUAAACAGAAUAGUCUUCUAGAAGAGGAGAUGGAGUGUAUGUUUGUAUAGGAAUCAAAGUUAUGUCAGUUAAAAUAGCACAGAAACCAUAAAUGGAACCCAAAGUAAACUUUGAUAACCACCUUUGGUUAUAAACUUGAGAUUUUUCUUGUCUGACACAACUCUCAAACUCCUGUAGACACUCUUGUAGACUAUAUAAACGUCUGCAGCUACUCCCACCUUCACAACAAAUCAGAAUUUCAUGAGCUGUAGUCAUUUUGUGUGAUACAAUGUCUAAGACUGACGACGAAAACUACAAGUGCACUUGGCUCUUUUGGAGCAAGGAACUUAUUUCUCUGUCUUGGUUUGGUAUUUGUAGAAAGAUAAGGCUGUGGAGAAUGGCAGGCUGGGAAUGGGGUGAAGAGGUUAGCAUUAAGAUGGCUGUGAACUCCUAGCACUUGGAGGCAGAGGCAGGUGGAUCUCUGUGAGUUCAACAAAAGCUAGUUCUAGGACAGCUAAGGCUACACAGAGAGAAACCCUGUCUGAAAAAAAAAAAAAAACCACGAACUCACUUUUUUUGUUGGUAGAAUAUUGUAUCAGGUCAUCUAAUAUGUGUCUUUAAUUUCACAAGUUUUUGAAACUGAUCAUCUUUGGCUCCUUUGACAUUUCCAGGCCUUGUGGUUCAGGUCUCUAAUGUGAACUACUUGGGGGGCUGAUAGAAGAGGAUCCCAAGUUCGAGGCCUUCCUGCACUAUAAAAUGAGUUUAAGGCCAGCUUGGACAAGUUAGUAAGGAGAACAUUCCAUUGUUUGUCUAACUACUGGAAAUUAAGCUGAGCCGAGUUCCUCCUUGCCAGUUAUACAAUCAGCUUCUAGUUCUGCCUUUUCAAGCAGCACGUAAUUCUUUAUCAAACAAAACUUUGAAGAACUUUUUUUCGUUUGCUAUUUUUGAGACAGAGUUUGUCUGUGUAAUUCUGACUGUCCUGGAACUUGCUCUAUAAACCUGGCUGGCCUCGAACUCACUGAGAUCUGCCUGCCUCUGCCUUCUGAUUGCUGGGAUUAAAGGUGUGCGUCACUAUGUCUGUCAUGGUGAACAUUUUCAUUCAUAGCAAAAGAAGUUUGUUUUGAUCACCACCUUUUCUGGGGAUCAAAUCCAGUGUCCCUUUCAUGCUGGGCAAGAACUAAGUACCUCAACCCAGCAUUUUUUUUUUACAUUUAUUUUUGGUGUGCAUGCAUGCAUACAUGUGCCAUGGCAUGCAUAUGGAGGUCAGAAGUCAACUUGGAGGAGUUGGUUCUUCUGCAUCCUGGGUCCCAGGGAUGAAGCCGAGGUCACCAGGCCUGACAAGGGCACGUGCCUCUACCUGUGGAGCCAUCUCUCUGAUGCAGGCAUUUUUAUUUUACUUCUAUGGUUUUUGAGCCAGGACUGACCUUGAACUGAUCUUCCUGGUCUACCUCCCAAGUGCUGGGAUCACAAGCAUAUGCUAUCACACCUGCUUAGGAUCUGGUUUUGAAUCCUUCCAUCUCCAGUGGCAUCUCUGAGAUCCCAUUCAGAUGAUACUGGGAAAGUAUGUUACGUAAUAAAGUUUCUAACAGCACAGAGCCCAGGUUCACGCACACUUUUCAGUAACAGGAUGAACCUGAAGUGAUGAUAAGCUUCUUAUUGAAUUGUUUCUCUUUUAGCAAACAAUACAAAAUGAAAAGAAGAGGAAAAAGUUAUUUGCUUUGGUUUGUGCUUUAGGUGGUAUCUUGUUAUGGAGCCCAGCCUAUCCUUAAACUGAAUUUUGUUGCAACCGUUUUAAAUUGUGGAAUUAAUUUGUCAUAUCCAGUUAAAACGAGUUUUAAAAAGCUCUCCACAGACUUUUUAUUGUAAAUUGCUUAGACAGUUGAGUCUUUUAUUUUUUUCACUUAAAAAAAGUUCAAGGGCUAGAGACAUAGUUGGUAGAAUAUUUUUGCUUCACGUGAUAAAGUCCUGGGCUUGAGCUCUAGCAGUGUAUGAACUGGGCAUGGCUUAUUCCCAACGCUGAGGAAGGUCAGGAGUUAAAGGGUAUGCAAAGUUAUAUACGGUUGAGGUUAACCAGAGACCUACAUGAAACCCUGCCCCCACCAAAAUGAUGCACCCAGCUAGGUGCAUUAUUUAAAAUGUCAGUAAUGAAUCAAAAAUUGUAUAGACUUAUUUUCACACAAAGAUAAUUGUGGUUACCAGAAGUUUGUUUUAGAAUAGCGAUUCUUUUGCUUUUUUUUUUUUUUUUUUUUUUUUGAGACAGGGUUUCUCUGUGUAGCCCUGGCUGCCCUUGAACUCAGAUCCGCCUGUCUCUGCCUCCCCAGUGCUGGGAUUAAAGACGUGUGGCACCACCACCACCAGCUAUUUUCUUUUUCUUCAGAUUUUACUUUUACACCUAAGUAUAAGCCCAAAGAAGCUGUAUAAGGGCACUGGAUUCCACGGAGGUGGAGUUACAGGCAGUUGUGAACUGUCUGACAUGGGUUCACAACUGCCAAACUUAGGUCCUGUAAAGGUAAAGGAGCAGUGUCCUUUUUAUUUUGAGACAGGAUUUCUCUGUAGCUUUGGGGCCUGACCUGUAUGUAACUCACUCUGUAGACCAGGGUGGUCUGAAACUCACAGGUAUCUGCCUGCCUCUGCCUCCUGAGUGCUGGGAGUGCGCCCCCACCGCCCAGCUAGAACAGUGUCUUAAUUACCGUUCUGUUACCAGGAAGAAACACCAUGGCAGGUAUCCCAAGUGCUGGGAUUAAAGGCACGUGCCACCACCACCUGGUAUGUUGCCUUGGGAAAAGCAUUUAACUGGGGGCUUGCUUACAGUUUUAGAGGUUAGGCCCUGACCAUGAUGGCAGGGAACAGGCCAAGCACACUGAGCAGUAGAUGUGGAUCCUGAUCCACACAGGCAGUAAGCAGAGAGAGAGAGAGAGAGAGAGUCUCAAAGCCCACCCUCAGUGAUACCCCUCCUCCAACAAGGCUACUAAGGAUGCAAAUACAUGAGCCUAUGGGUGCCAUUCUUGUUCAAACCAUCACAAGCAGUAUCCACCCCUGAAUGAUGAGCCAUCUCUCCAACCUCAGAAUAAUAACUCUUAGGACCAACUGCCUGUUGAGGCGGGUUACAAACAUGGGAAUUAUCCCUUUCAUCCCUACAGCUUCUCAGUCAACAUCUGAUCAUCCCUUCUUCCAUUUUCUCAGAUGGGUCUUUAUUACCUCAUUCCAGGACUCUGGUACCAGCCUCACAGUGGGUCUCUGCAUUCUUUCUCUUCACUCUUCAUCCUCUACCCACACAUCCGUUACUGUCCUGGUGCCCUGGCCAAAGAGCUAACAUAGAUAAAAUGGAAGAUUACUCUUGGCUCAGUUUCACAGACAUAGUUCACAAUUCUGGGGCCUUUUUUCCUUUUUUGCAGGUUAUUCUUUUAUUGUAUAAAUUAAGUAUUACAUGAUGAAUUGACAUUCCCUCUCCAGACAUGGGAAUUUAACAGAUGAGGUCAGACAUUUUAGAAUCUGUUUAUCUUGCUUUCAGAGCUGUGGGUUUUUAGAUUUAAACUUUUUAAGACCAUCAAAGCUGUUCCUCUAUCUGUGGCCAGUACACAAUCCAUUCUACCUGUGACACUCUAAGAACUGAAAUACAGGGGCUGGAGAGAUGGCUCAGUGAUUAAGAGCCCUUGCUGCUCUCCCACAGGACUUGAGUUUGGCUCCCAGCACUCAAUGUGGGGCAGCCCACAAUCACUUGUAACUCUAGCUACAGGGGAUCUCCUGGCCUCUACUGGCCUCUGCUGGUACCUGCACAAAUACAUUUACAAAGUUGAAAUACUGGGGCUGGAGAGAUGGCUCUUCCAAAGGUCCUGAGUUCAGUUCCCGGCAACCACAUGUAAUAAGGGCUACACAGAGAAACCCUGUCUUGAAAAGCAAAAACAAAACAAAAACAAUGGACGGAGGAGGCACACUAUCAGGAACACUUGCAGUAAGUACGGAGGCACCUCGUGGGAAAUCCUUAACUUGGUGGGGAUGGAAGCUGGUGUGUUCCACAGAAAAUGUACAGUAGGGAUGGUGGGGCUCAGGUGGUGUCGGCGGCCAUGUUGGAGGAGCUGCAGUCGGCAGUGGAGUUUAUGGACUACAACUCAGCAGGCAGCAAAGGUAUGAUGGGUGCACCCUGGAAAGGCAAAACCAGCGGGGUGGGGGCGGGGUUUCCAGAAUGCUCCUUGCUGUUGUCAUGUUCUUGCUACACUUGGUAUGGUGUGAUUAUUAUGUAACAGGAUCCCGCUGCAUCUGGUAUAGUGUUAUUCCUGUUAUUGCUUGAUGGGAAAAUCCCACUCCUCACUAGGCAAUCUGCUUGCAGAUCAUAACGAAGAUGAGUUUUAGAGCAAUGCUGAGCUGGGCAGUGGUGGCGUACACCUUUAAUCCCAGCACUUGGGAAGCAGAGGCAGAUGGAUCUCUGUGAUCCUGGUCUACAAAGUGAGUUCCAGGACAGCCAGGGCUACAAAGAGAGACCCUUGUGUAAAAUAAAUAAAUAAUAGCAAUAAUGCUUUUCAAGACAGGGUUUCUCUGUGUAGCCCUGGUUAUCCUAGAACUAGCUUUGUUGGCUUUGAAUUUAGGGAGAUCCAUCUACCUGUCUUCUGAGUGCUGGGAUUAAAGGCGUUCACCACCACUGCCCGGCCCAUCCUUGCUCUUAAUACACCUGAUUCCCUCACUGUGAUGGGGUAAUUUUUCCCUUAUACCAUCCUACCACAACUAUGUAUUGCUUCAUAGUUGGGGAGAAUGAUAGUUGUGUGUCCUGAGAGUGACAACCGUUUUUUUUUUUUUUUUUUUUUUUUUUGCUUGAUUUAUAAAGAAAAGAAGUUUAUUUUGCUCACAGCUCUGGAGGCUAAGAGCCCCGACUGCGAAGCCUCACUGACCUGACAUCUGGUGAGGAUCCAAUAGCACAAGGGUUGAAGCGUGUGUGCAAGUGAGACGCCACAUCACAAAAGAGUGUGAUUCAGGAGUCAAGCUUUCUAGUUUAACUCUUUCCUCUUGCAAUUGCUCAGGAGCCCGAUAAAAGUCAGUUUAAUCUCCUCCUAUGGCAGCUUCUAUGUGACUUAGGGACCCUCUACUAAAUCCCAGCUCUUAAGCUGCCUAGCAUCUUCCCUACCCCUCACCACUCCAGAGAUGGAGGAUCCCUUAGAGUACCCACUACACAGCAGUAGUCAGUAAGCUGGGGAAAGAUGACUGUUAGCCAGGUAUCUGAUACAGGGCUAACCUCUCAGAAGAACAAAACUACCUGUAAAUCAGGAGUCUAACAUGAGAUGACAGAAACAGUUUGUUGGCAUGAUUCUCUCCUUCAUCACGUGGGUCUUGAGGAUCCUAACCAGGUUGUCAGACUUGACAGUAGACACCUUCACUGGUUGAGCCACCACACCUGCUACAGCUUAUCAAUUCUUUCACAGGUCUGAGGCAGGAUAGCUAGUUAGGAAGUAGAGGGGACAUAAGAAGGGAAAGAACCCUUCCCUUACUCUUCUGAUCUCUGUCUCACUGGCUGAUGCCUGGGAGUUUCUGAGAUAACCGUCCAGACUACCUGCUAAAGGACGUCUUCCCUUCCCUGAGAAACAGCACAGCUGAGAUUGUUAAAAACAAAACAACAACAACAAAAAGCUGGGCAAGGCUAAGACCGAAGGAUUGCUGGGGCUUGCUGGCUGCCAGCCUACAAAGCUCAGUGAGAGAUCCUAUCUCAAGGGUGAAUGAAAAUGAGGGCCUGACCGUUCCCAGGUAUGACUGAGAAGGAUUUUAGUGUAGGUAAGAGAGAGAGUACAGCCAAGGAAUCUCAAAGAGCCCAGAGCAGGGAGAGAAAGCAGCAGACUAGACAUGCCCAGAAGAGUGAACAUAAGCCAUGAGAGGAGGCGGGGAGAAGAGAAGAUGGGCAGGAGAAGGGACCAGGAGCCAAGAGCAGAGGACCAAGAACCUAGAGAGAGAGGAAUAAGACAGUGUGCAGUUGAAGUGGUGGGGUUAUAUAGGAAAGAGCAGCUCAGAGACUGGAGAGGUUCAGGACGGGGGUGGGGUGAGAACGCCUCAGACUGAGUCUGAGGCUAGCAUAUUCUUUGUAUGCUAACCGGCACCAGGGUUAGCCAUUUAUCCUGGGUUUCUUUGGAACCUGACCUUGUCCUACCCUAUGGCCUCUACACAUCUACGCACACACAGAAAUAUUACAUUGUCCUAACCAUGUCUAGGAUGGUUCUUUAACACGUGGCCAUGAAUGACAUGCUACUAACCAGCAGAGUCCUGAGGGCAGGGUCAGCAGACUCAACGCACGUUAAACUGAAUUUAAUACAUGGAAUCUGACAACCUAAUGCUGGACCAUCUUUAUUGGUGAACUCACUCACCAAUAAAACAUGGCAUAUGCUAGUGACGGGCCGUAGGUAUUACUGGCUCAGUGGAGGUUGUCAUAGAGGCAAGGAUUCAGUAGUCAGAGGUAAAAUACACAUAAUGAUGGAUAUCAUGUCUGCUGCCUGAAGCCCCAUUCCCCCGUGGGCCUCGGUUAUCAGGAAAUACAAACAGGGCAGGUUAUCAUUCAACGUACUGAGUUUAAGGUUCUGGGAGGACAACUCUCCUAAGCUACUGUAACAGCAAGAAAAUGCCAGUUUUCAUUUUCAUGCCCCACCCCUCCUAUUGGCUGCCACAUGGAGAUUCAGUGUGUGAGGCCUAAUCUGAACCAUACCUCCUUUUAUUCAGAGAUGGAAGCAGGGAGCUUCCCUUCAGUAGAGCCUUAUCAGGAAAGAGGGUGAGGGUGGGGUGGGACUGGAUGGAGAGCAUUCAGUCCCCGGGACAAGGGGAAUAUUCCUUCUUUGUAGAGACCUCUGGGAGGAGGAGGACUAAGUUGCGCAGCCUGGUGGCAUGACCCAGCCUACAUACCAGGGGUCACAGAGUGAGAGGGCAUCAGAGAAAAGGGUGGGCUGAGGACAUGGCUCGGUGGUCAAGACCAUGUGCUACUCUUGGCGGACGACCCAAGUUUGGUUCCCAGCAUCCACAUCAUCCCGUUAACUCCAACUCCAGGGGAUCCCACAUCUCUGGCUUCUGCAGGCAUCUGCUCUCAUGUGCACAAACCCCCACAGACACAUAACAUAUACAGAAAUACAAUAUUCAGAACAGAGUACAGUUGGGCAGGGCAUGAAAAUACAUACCUUUAAUCCCAGAACUCAUGACACAGAGGCAGGCAGAUCUCUGUGAGUUCGAAGCUAGCCUAGUCUACAUAAUGAGUUCCAGGCCAGUCUGGGUUGCAUAGUGAGACCCUGUCUCAAGUAACAACAAAAUCAACAACAAAGUUAAAUCAGUAUUGUUGGGGCUGGAGAGAUGGCUCAGUGGUUAAGAGCACAUACUGUUCUUACAGAAGAUCUGAUGUUUUCAGCACCCAUGUUGCGGGGCUCACAGCUAUCUUCCAAUACCCGUGGCCUGCAUACAUACCUGUGCAUGGGUACUAGGGCCUGGGAAUAUGGGUGUGGAGAGGGAGGUUGCAGCUGCAAGGGAGAGGGCCAUUGCCAAGGCCACAGCAAGCUUAUCAAACCUCUUGUCCACAGAAAGCUGAAGGGCAUUGUGGCUUGAUUGCUGUGAUAUAGGUAGAUGGUCUGGAACAAUCCCCAGUUCUGACACUCAAUAGGAAACUUUCUUGCUCCCCAGCUCUUAGCAUAUCAAGCUCAGCCUUAAGGUACAGAUAUUCCAGGGACUCCUUUUCAGGAGGUGAAAGAACUGCCAUAGUAUUAAGAGGAGCAAGUGACGGAAGGAGAGCUGUUGGGUUUCUAGCCAAUGUCGGACAGAAGGAAUAGGAGAUGUUUUACCAGUGCAGACUCCAUUCAGAUCUUCCCAGGGAGGAUAUACGGUAAUCCUUUCGGGUUUCAACUUCUGGAGUUUUCAGAAGGAAGCUGCUUACGGAGAGCUGAUCUUCAUAGGCACUGGCAUAGACAGGGCUAAUAUAAAACUCAGGCUGACAAGAUGAUCCCAGUAAUAAAAGUAUGUGUUCACACCAGAUGGUGGUGGGGCACAUCUUUAAUACCAGCACUUGGGAGGCAGAGGCAGGUGGAUCUCUGUGAGUUCAAGGCCAGCCUGGUCUACAGAGUGAAUUCUAGGACAGCCAGGGCUACACAGAGAAAUUCUGUCUCAAAAAACCAUGGCCACACAUAGAAAGCUUAUUAAACAACAACAACAAAAGUGUGUGCUCACUAUGUCAGGACAGCAUAGUGCAACAAUACAGACCACUAUGCAGCUACUACACAUAUGCCCAUGACUUCCUCACACACGUCCACAAGCUCCAGACUGGAGGUAGCCACCCUUUCCUUCCUCUGCCCUCCUCUCCCUCUCCUUUCUUUAGAACCCAUGGUCCUCUCUUAAGUGUUGGGAAUAUGAGAGUAUAUAUACCCUAUGCCUGGCCAACACUUUACCCAAGUGUUCAAUGACCGUGGCUGGUGACAGGCUCAGUAGGUGAGGACUUUGCCCCCAGGGCUGACAACCUGAGCUUGGUCCCUGGGACCCAUGCACUGGAUGGAAGGAAAAA
Molecule: messenger RNA, 11704 nt
Organism: Alexandromys fortis (reed vole)
Lineage: Eukaryota; Metazoa; Chordata; Mammalia; Rodentia; Cricetidae
Gene: Znf3
Product: zinc finger protein 3
Exons: 5
Coding region: 398-1837 (479 amino acids)
Biological process (GO): regulation of transcription by RNA polymerase II
Molecular function (GO): RNA polymerase II cis-regulatory region sequence-specific DNA binding; DNA-binding transcription factor activity, RNA polymerase II-specific
Source: RefSeq, a predicted model, not a curated record